Messenger RNA from Cladophialophora yegresii CBS 114405, 288 nucleotides. RefSeq lists its product as uncharacterized. Bases 1 to 288 code for a protein of 95 amino acids. The transcript has a single exon. The record is from RefSeq and is a predicted model, not a curated record. NCBI's taxonomy places the organism in Eukaryota, Fungi, Ascomycota, Eurotiomycetes, Chaetothyriales, Herpotrichiellaceae.
AUGUCCUAUACCCGUGCUGUGCGCAACCAGCAGAAGACGGUUAAGACCUCGACCAAAUCGUCCGCCGCAGGCGCUAUUGCCGCUCCCCAGCUGAAGGCUCCCUUCAUGUGCCAUCUGCUCGCCGCCGCCUCGUCCGCAGCUGACGACAAGGAAUUUCCGAUUGGACUCGAGCUAAACAUGGAGGAUUGGAGGCCACGCUUCCUUGGCAUCAAGUGCCACUUCCAGGACCUACCUCUGCCUGGCCGUCGUCAGAGACUGGUACUUUUAAUCAUCGAGCUGUUUGAAUAG